AUGGUCACCAAAUGGUUCAACACCGAUGCUCUGGAGGGGCUUUGCACCAGCGAGCAACUGGAUCUUCUCAACUCCGUCGACGAUCUGCGAUCCCAGGGCAUCAGCCACUACGUCUCCCUGCCGCAAAUUAUUGUCUGUGGCGAUCAAUCAUCCGGCAAAAGCUCCGUCCUCGAGGCGAUCUCGGGCGUUUCCUUUCCCGUCAAGAGCAGCCUCUGUACGCGAUUCCCCACCGAGCUGGUGUUGCGGAAGCACGCACAAGUUGGGGUGCGAGUCUCCAUCGUCCCUCACCAUUCUCGCAGCGAGGCGGAAAAGAUAUCUCUGGGCGGAUUUUCUGAAACGCUGAAUAGCUUCGAGGGCUUACCGGACCUCAUUGACAAUGCAAAGUCGGCUAUGGGCAUCUCGACCCACGGAAAGGCGUUUGCAAAUGACCUGCUCCGCGUGGAAGUUUCCGGGCCGGAUCGUCCGCAUCUCACCAUCGUGGAUCUGCCCGGGCUGAUUCACUCGGAGACCAGACAGCAGUCCGCGUCUGAUGUUCAGCUCGUCCAGGAAGUCGUCCAGUCCUACAUGAAGGAGCCACGCAGUAUCAUUCUGGCGGUGGUAUCGGCCAAGAACGACUUUGCCAACCAGAUCGUCCUCAGACUCGCCCGGGAGGCCGAUCAAGCAGGAAAUCGGACGCUGGGGGUCAUCACCAAGCCAGACACAUUGAUUCCAGGAUCUCAGUCUGAGGCCACGUUUGUAUCUCUAGCGAAGAACAGAGACGUCGAGUUCCGGCUUGGAUGGCACGUGUUGAAAAACAUGGACUCGGAGGCCGGCACAUGGACGUUGGCAGACCGAAACACCAAGGAGAUCGAGUUCUUUGCCCAGGGGGUCUGGGACGAUAUGCCCGCGGGCCUCGUCGGAGUCAAUGCACUCCGGCGGCGGCUCAGCACUCUCCUGCUUGGCCAGAUUGCAGCGGAGCUGCCCAGCUUGAUUCAUGAAAUCCGAAGCAAGAGUGACGCCUGCAGCCGACAAUUGAAGCAACUGGGCAAGCCUCGCACGACUCCAACGGAGCAACGGAUCUACCUGCUGAACCUGAGCCAGUCCUUUCAGUCUUUGGUCAAAUGUGCCGUCGAUGGGACUUACAACGAGCCUUUCUUUGGCGAUGUGCACCGCGAGCAGGGCAAUCAAAAGCGGAUCCGCGCCGUGGUUCAGAACAUCAACGAAUCUUUCGCUGAGCGCAUCAACCGCCGCGGACACUACCGGGAUAUCCGGCCUUCGGUUGGUAGCUCCAAACGGACCGAGAAAGGUCAGAUCGCAGUGACCCAAGGCGAAUAUAUCGAGGAUAUCAAGCGGCUACUCAGUAAGACCAGGGGCUGCGAGCUACCUGGAACCUUCAACCCGAUGAUUGUCCGGGAGCUUUUCCUGGAGCAAUCCCGUCCAUGGGAAGAGAUCGCCUGUAGCCAUGUCAAGGAGGUAUGGAAAGCAAGCGGAGAUUUCCUCGAACUGGCCAUUGACUACAUUGCGGACGAGGCAACCUCGGCCACCCUUCUUCGUGAGAUCAUCCGGCCAGCGUUGAGCGAACUUCGAGAGAUUGUCGACCAGAAGAUAAGGGAGUUGUUGGAUCCCCAUCAGAAAUCGCACCCCAUUACGUACAAUCACUCCUUUGCCGAAAAUAUCCAGAGGAUCCGGAAUGAGCGCGAGGAGAGACAGAUCACGCAAUGCCUGGAAUCUUUCCUCAAUGUUACUGAGCUAUCCACGGACGCGUAUUUCGAUGACUCAAUUGACCUCAUUGGACUCAGAAAAUCUCUUCUUCAAUCGUUGCAGCCAUCUCGGACUGAUUAUGCACCAUAUGAGGCGCUGGAUUGUAUGCUGGCUUACUACCAGGUUGCCCUGAAAAGAUUCAUCGACGAUGUUGCGGUCGAGGUCAUUGAAACAAAACUGGUAUCCUUCCUCAGCAAUAUCUUUACACCCAUGUCGGUCUUCACCAUGCCCGACCACCUUGUUCAACGCAUCGCCGGAGAAUCAGAGGAAAGCCAAAUGAUCCGCGAGGAGUUGACGAAGAAGCUUGAAAUCCUCAACAAAGGCGCAGACACAUGCCGACGGUUUGUCGGUAUCCGAAGUGCCGGUAAGCUAGCUGCUAUGCCGCAGUGA
Messenger RNA from Aspergillus wentii DTO 134E9, 2130 nucleotides. RefSeq lists its product as uncharacterized. Gene Ontology annotation, molecular function: microtubule binding; GTP binding; GTPase activity. Gene Ontology annotation, cellular component: microtubule; membrane; cytoplasm. The coding region runs from base 1 to 2130 and encodes 709 amino acids. The record is from RefSeq and is a predicted model, not a curated record. NCBI's taxonomy places the organism in Eukaryota, Fungi, Ascomycota, Eurotiomycetes, Eurotiales, Aspergillaceae. The transcript has a single exon.